UGAGAACAUGCAUAAGAACUACAACCUUCCAAGGUUAAAAUGUACAACCUUGACUGAUCUCCGAGUAUUCGAUAUGGGGGCGGAUGUAUGAGUUUACAGUCCGGUGGUCCCGGUGUUCUCUUGGGUCGCCGAAGGCCCCAUGUCGGAGAUAUCGGAAUUAAAAUGACUUUCUGUUUCUUGCAUUCCUCCCCCUAAAACGCUUUUGUGUUCUGUGUCCGGAUGAAGGGGUUGUUCUCUAUAAAGCUUGACCUCCCAUGCGACCUCUAUUCCGUUCCCCGCUUACUCGGCGGACACAGCACCAACGCGCUAUUCAUCCAGCAAUCCGAAACAUGAGCAGCCCACCCACUACUGAAGUGCUAUAUGCGCUGACCGUGGCGAAAUCCCCGGCUAGACCUAGCCCAGAGGAUGUGUUGGAGAAAAGUCAUCAUGCAAAGAAUGGAUUCAGGAACCCGUGGGAAUCUUUUCGCGAUAUGGAUUCGAAAGAUAUCAUGCAAAUGAUGAUCUUUCGUCGAUUGAACGGCAAAGCGAACACACCUGAUACCAACCCGCCAACUGUGACCGUUCGCAAGCCCGAAUUUCUUCCCAGCCGAGAUACCCCCAAGCUGCGCGCAACAUGGCUUGGGCAUGCAUGCUAUUAUGUGGAGUUCCCAAGCGGUCUCCGAGUACUAUUUGACCCAGUGUUCGAAGCGCGUUGUGGGCCGUGCUGCGGACCAUUUCGCCUAGGUCCCAAGCGCUAUACUAAGCCUCCAUGCCAGAUCAAGGAUAUCCCUGUCAUCGACGCGGUGGUCAUCUCCCACAACCACUACGACCACCUGUCGUCCCCAACUGUCUCGGAGAUCGCGAAAAGGCAUCCCAAUUGCCACUUCUUCGCGCCACUAGGCAACAAGUCUUGGUUCCACGGCUCAGGCAUCAAAAAUGUAACCGAGAUGGAUUGGUGGGAUGAACGUGAUAUUGCAAUGUCACCCAAGGAGGGAAAGGACACCCAGGUUGAACCAGUAGGCCAAGCUUCCGCCACAGCAGAGAUAAAGGCGCGCAUCAGUUGCCUGCCUUGUCAGCAUGUUACUGCGCGCAGUCCUUUCGACAAAUACAAGACACUAUGGGCUUCCUGGGCCAUUGAGUCUGGUGGUAGCAAGGUGUAUUUUGCUGGUGAUACCGGCUACAGGGCAGUGGACGAGCUACCAGAAGGGGAGGAUGAUUGGGACCCCAAGUACAAUUUCCCUAUUUGUCCUGCCUUCGAACAGGUAGGUGAGUUCCGAGGACCAUUUGAUCUUGGCUUGAUUCCCAUUGGAGCGUACGCUCCUCGUCAUAUUUUCAGUCCAGCACAUUCUGAUCCCCAUGAUGCUGUUCACAUUUUCAAAGACACUAAGUGCAAAAAGGCAUUGGGAAUGCAUUGGGGAACCUGGGUACUUACUGAGGAGGAUGUCCUUGAGCCUCCCAAGAAGCUCAAGGAGGCACUGAAAAAACAUGAUAUCGCUGAGAGUGGUGUUUUUGAUGUAUGUGAUAUUGGGGAGAGCCGGGAGUUUUGAACAAAAAUCCGCCUAGUGUACAUUACUUUCAUGGCCUGUGUUAGCACGUGCUUGUGCUUGCUCUUUUUUGUAUGAUUUUGCAUCUGAAUAUUCCCGUUCACGCAACAGCGGAGUG
Penicillium samsonianum is the source of this 1641-nucleotide messenger RNA. RefSeq lists its product as uncharacterized. Gene Ontology annotation, biological process: N-acylethanolamine metabolic process; N-acylphosphatidylethanolamine metabolic process. Gene Ontology annotation, molecular function: N-acylphosphatidylethanolamine-specific phospholipase D activity; zinc ion binding. The coding region runs from base 255 to 1526 and encodes 423 amino acids. The record is from RefSeq and is a predicted model, not a curated record. Gene Ontology annotation, cellular component: cytoplasm; membrane-bounded organelle. Lineage: Eukaryota; Fungi; Ascomycota; Eurotiomycetes; Eurotiales; Aspergillaceae. The transcript has 4 exons.